ACGCCAACGCCCUGCAUACAGUCCGCUGGCCCCGCCCUGCUUUAACAGACUCGCAGCAGUUUAUUUCUCAGAGACUUUUUCGUCAGACUGCUCUCUUCUCUCCACUUGCUUAAACUAAAGCUCCACUCAAACACACUGGGGAACUGCUUCUUUCCUGAAAUAUCUCAUCUAAGGACAACUUUUGCUCAUCCAAACUCGCUCUUUUACCAGAGGGACGCUACUUUAAGGCCUCCACGUUACUUUUUCUCCCAGGAUGGCUGCUGAUACAACCGAGAAUUCCUCUGCGGGCGUCGUGGAGAAGCUGAAAAGUUACGUGCGGACCCAGAAAGGCACCAUCCUCGCUGCAGAAAUUGUUCUCAGUCUGAUAAUCCUCAUCUGCUAUGCUUCGUCCUGGUAUGGCGGCUACACUGCUGUUGCCAUCUGCGAGAUGUGCUUUGCUAUCGUGUUCUUCUGCGUCUUCAUGAUGAAUCUGGACCAGCAGUGUACAGACAUCAGCUGGGACUGGAGUGACUUUAUCCGUGCAUUUACUGGCACUCUAGUUUACCUCAUCACGUCGCUCAUCUGCGUCAUCAGAGGAGCCGGGGACGGCGCGCUCAUCGCAGGCGGGGUGUUUGGCUUGCUCGCGGGUCUCCUGUUUGCAUAUGACACGUACACCAUCUACCUGCAAAUCAAGAGCGUCAGGUCGCAAACUGGAGGUUCUGGUAGCCCAGCUUAAACAGUCCACGCAUCUGUUAUCGACGCUGCAGGAACACAAAAACAGAGAAGAGCGGCUCAGUGAGGGGAGAUGGACAGUAAAAUGACCAGGUCACAGUUUUAAUCAUUGCAGCUGUAUGGUGUGAACAAAUGAGAAGUAUUUUAGAGCCGUGCUUGAGAGGAAUACCACAGAACCAAAGGGAGAGGCACUAUACUGUACAUCUGUGUCUGCAUGUGUGCUGCGGCGGGAA
Poecilia latipinna (sailfin molly) is the source of this 944-nucleotide messenger RNA. RefSeq names its product proteolipid protein 2-like. The transcript has 5 exons. The coding region runs from base 254 to 715 and encodes 153 amino acids. Gene Ontology annotation, cellular component: membrane. NCBI's taxonomy places the organism in Eukaryota, Metazoa, Chordata, Actinopteri, Cyprinodontiformes, Poeciliidae. The record is from RefSeq and is a predicted model, not a curated record.